UGCAGCCGUGGCGGCGGAGGCGCCGCGCGCCUUCUCGCGCGCCUCGCUACUCCCUCCUCGCUCCUCCCGCCUCCCUCCUCGCUUCCCUUCGCUCCCCCUCGGCCAGCUCGUCCUCUCCGCGUCCCCCCUUGCCGGCAGGCCCCAGAGGGCGCCGCGCCCAGCGGCGCCAGGCGCCGGGCGGCUUGAGCUCGCCCUCGCGCGCGCAGCGCCCGCGUCGCCUGGGAGGCGUCUCCCCAGACGCGCGGGCGCGUCGCGGCGGAUGGACGCGGCGGCGGGAGGAGUGCCGAAGAGGCGCCAGGUGUCCAAAGACCAUGCCGAGGCACACGAUCCGCGGGCGAGCAAGCAGACGGCCCAUCGGGACCAGAAGCAGGAGGAUGAGAUCCGCAUGGUGGAGCUGGAGAAUCGCGCGAGGCAGAUGGUGGUUGACCUCCUCGCACCGUCGAUCAUGCGACUGAGCAGGCUCAGCAGCAUGGUCGAGGAGAUCGGCACGGAGAGCAAGGACACCGUGGAGCAGGUCCGCCGGCUGACGUCGGAAAUGGACGUCGUGAAGGAGCGCAGCGAGCUCGUGCUGGUCUUUCGGGAGCGCAUCGAGGAUUUCCGCCAGUAUUGCGACGUCCUGGAGGCCAAGGUGAACGACUCGCACAGUGAGACCUCCAGCCGCGUGCAGCAUUGCGAGGAUAUGUGCAACGCGCAGAAGCUGAACACGGUGCGGAUUCAGAAGACGGCGGACCGGACUGCGCAGGACUUGGACGUGUUGGAAAACAGGCUCAACAAGAUGGUGAUCACCGUCGAUGAGGGGCUCCAGCGAGCGCAUGACCACACCGACGAGGAGUCCAAGAGGAUGGAGGUGUGUGUCAAGGA
Messenger RNA from Prorocentrum cordatum, 861 nucleotides. The record is from the annotation of a GenBank genome assembly. NCBI's taxonomy places the organism in Eukaryota, Dinophyceae, Prorocentrales, Prorocentraceae.